GCAGACCCCGAGAGGGACGUGCAACUCGAGUGAUCGUGAGAGAUGUGCGCGAUCAAGGAUGUGCGGCCCAAAAGAGCAUGAGGGGCGGUGGGAGGAUGUGCUUGGGGGCCUGAGUGAGUGCGUGGACCGCGGGAGAAUAUGCGGGGGAGGAGGCGUCUCGCAGAGAGGAGAGCUGCUCCGCCUUGGGGCAAGCCAGGGGCCGAAGGGGACAGGUCUCCGGUGGUGCGUGAGCAUGGAAAGGCCCUGAGGCCUUCUCGUGCAGGGUUGGGGGCAGCGGUCAAAGGCGGGAAAUGCGGAUGUGUUGAGGUCUGUGCUGCUCUUUGGAGGAUGCUAAGAAUUGGGAACCAGUCAGGAGCUGGGGGUGGAACCCCACAACCCCCAUCGACGUGGAGGCCGCAGGGAUUGGCGCAGUGGGGGAAUGGAUGUGAAGAGACUUUUUCCCAGAAUGGGGGAGGGGGUUGCACCUCUGGGGCCCAGAAGAAGGUUCUGGCUUGGGGAUACCUACCUUUCCAUUUGAGUGGGGGUUGUGUGAGAAUAAUGGGAGCAGGUAUGUUGCCUGCUGCAGAGAGCUGAGGGUGCAGAAGGGACUGCUUGCUGGAUGAAGAGAGCUUCUACUACUGUGGCCUUCCUGGGAGCCACAUUUUCUGGCGCCACUCCAUCGCCCCCUUCUCCUAAACUCCUUUGCUGGUUCCUGCAGUCUGUAUUUGGUGAUUAAUUACAUGUCAUUUAACACACGCGAGUACUCCUACUUGCCUGCUGCCCAAAGCCGAUAGUCCUUUUCAGCGCCCCCCUCAUUCCUGGCCCUCUUCCCAGAGGGCUCACCCUGUACCAGCUGACUCUCUAGCCAGCCUUGGACUCAGAGGCAGGCAGCCCGCUCCGGUCUCCUUGGUCAGUAGAACAUUUCCUUCUUAACCUCACCCUCUACAUUUUCCUUUAGGAGACAAUUUCGUAUAGGACCAGUUAAAUAGCACUUCUCCUAGGUAGGACCACUUGCUUUCUCCCUUCUCCCUUCUCCCAUUGGGCCUUGUUAUAGAAACAACAUUCACAGUGUCUGACAUCGUCUGGUCCAUUGCCCCAAAGUGGUCCUAGACCUGGAUUUAGAAUUCCAUGGCACAGUGAUUUCUAGCCUUCUGUCAGUGAUAGACCCUUUAGAAAAUCUGCUAAAAAGUGAGUUCUCUUGCCUGAGGUCUGACCACCAGCACAGCUUCAGAAGGAAGCUCCUGGAUGGGAAAACAGUCUGAUGAGACAUGAGGGAACCUCCAAAUUCUAAACAGCCCCAAUGUCUACAUGUUGAAAGACGCCAAUUCCAUGACACCCACCCAGACCUGCUGCUCUACCACUAGACUUUUCAUAAGCCUAGCUUCUAACACAAUGAUUCAGCCUUCUAAAACUGUCUGGGUUCUUUGGGUGACCUGGGGCAGCUGUAUAGUGAUUCACCAUAUCCCCAGUUUGGAAUAUUUUAUAUCUGGACAGUGUAGCAUCAGUGAUUCUAUACUUACAAUUUAUUUUGAUUUUUAGAAAGAUGUCAGUGCAUAUUUUUGGAGAAAUGGGAACAUAAAUCUUUCCUCAAUUAAACACAACAAACAAUACAAAAUCCCCUUAUGGUCUACCUUCUGGUUUUUUAUAGAAUGGAAUAAAGAGGGAAUCCUAAACAGAAAGACAGGUGCCCAGACAAUGUGAGAGAGAAAACAGAUGCCUUCCCACCCACACAUACAGACAAAAGAUAACACAGGCACAAAUAGCCCAAGAGAAACAGACUUUCCUGAUAAGACAGCCAUCACUUUUGGCCUUUUAGGAGUCUCUGCUUUUGAGUAGCAGCCAAAUUUCACAGUACAAGAUGGGCCUAUGAGCCUCUUGCCCACCUCCUGGCCUGCCAGGUUCAUUUGGGAACAUAAAUGUCAGGCGCACCUGUAGCCCCAGGGCCCACUCAGUAGGACUUGCACCCUGGAUUCACUGAAGCACAUCCAGGCCUUGGCAGUGCCGGUUCAGUUACACAGCUUGUCCUGCCCUUGAGCACUCGUUUCCAAAGGACAGGUUCCUGGAAGGUGCACACAUGAGCCUGCCUCUGUUCACCUGAGUUCUUUCAAUCCAACAGGUGAGACCAUCCCUGCUGGACUAAUCUCUUGGAACUGGUCUAAAACAAGAUGAAUCAUCCCUGUGUGUCUCUUUUGGCUCCACCUGUUCCCCAAGGUCUUGCCCUUCCCCAAGACGGAGCCCCAGGAAACCAGGUCCUGGCAGUCCCUCUUGAGAUGCCGGAGGCCCAGGACUUGGUGUCAUUUGAUGUUGUACCGUGGUACCUCACAGAACAAGACUGGCUGAGUCUGAGUCUGAACUCGGAGCAGCAGGCAGUGGCAUAUUCUAGGACUGUGACCUCCAUUGGAGUUCCUGUUGUGAGUCCUGCUUUGGUAUCUUACCUGUCACAAGGACAAGUUCUGUUGGUAUCAGAUCCAUCCUUCAACACAGAUCACACUAAGCACCCUGAAAACUCCACUGUGACCUCCCACCAGAAGAUGGCUGAAGAAGCCCAGCUGCAAGAGAUGGCGUCCACGAGCUCCCCGAGGGCCAAUGACCCCGGCGCUGAGGUCAAACAGAAUGGGGACUCUGAGGGAAGGGGAGGGAGCCCACAAAGUCUGCCCAUAGAACACCAUUUUGCAUGUAAAGAGUGUGGGGACACCUUCCGCCUUAAAGUGCUCCUUGUUCAGCACCAGAGGGUUCACAGUGAGGAGAAGGGCUGGGAGUGUGGCGAUUGCGGGAAGGUCUUCAGGGGGGUGUCAGAAUUUAAUGAGCACAGGAAGAGCCACGCAGCUGUGGCCACUCAGCCCCGGCCUGGCCCCAGUCGGGCUCUGGAAGAUGCCUUGGAAAAGAGGGAGCAAAUGGAGAGGGAGGCAAAGCCCUUUGAGUGUGAGGAGUGCGGGAAAAGGUUUAAGAAGAACGCAGGCCUUAGUCAGCACCUGAGGGUGCACAGCAGAGAGAUGCCCUUUGAUUGUGAGGAGUGUGGGCAGUUCUUCAAAGCCAACACCAACCUCUUUCGACAUCAGAAGCUCCACAGUUCGGAAAAGCCCUUUGCGUGCAAGGCGUGCAGCAGGGAUUUCCUGGACCGCCAGGAACUACUCAAGCACCAGAGGAUGCACACGGGCCACCUGCCCUUCGACUGCGACGACUGCGGCAAGUCCUUCCGUGGUGUCAACGGCCUGGCAGAGCACCAGCGCAUCCACAGCGGCGCCAAACCCUACGGCUGUCCUCACUGCGGCAAGAUGUUCCGGAGGAGCUCAGAGCUCACCAAGCACCGGAGGAUCCACACGGGUGAGAAGCCCUAUGAGUGCACCCAGUGCGGCAAGGCCUUCCGCCAGAGCUCCAGCCUGCUGGAGCACACUCGCAUCCACAGUGAUGAGCGGCCUUACGCCUGUGGCGAGUGCGGCAAGGCAUUCAGGGGGCCUUCUGACCUCAUCAAGCACCGGCGCAUCCACAGCGGACUGAAACCCUAUGAGUGCGACAAGUGUGGCAAGGCAUUCAGGAGGAGCUCAGGCCUGAGCCGCCACAGGCGGAUCCACAGCGCUGACAGGAGCUGUGAGUGCAGCGAGUGUGGUCGUGUGUUCAAGAGGCACUCAGCACUGCAGAAGCACCAGCCCUCCCAUCACCAGUAGACACUGCCCUGGGACCUGUAGCAGGGGUCCACGGAGGCCGUAGCCCAGUCAAAGGAGAUGAACAGUUUUGUAGCGCUUCUAUCUAUUUUGUUGUGUGAGAGGUUGAAAUGAUUUGUACUGCCACCAGCAAUUUAUAAAUGUUCAUGUUUCCCACUAGA
This is a messenger RNA of Arvicola amphibius (Eurasian water vole), 3802 nucleotides long. RefSeq names its product zinc finger protein 275 (gene Znf275). Lineage: Eukaryota; Metazoa; Chordata; Mammalia; Rodentia; Cricetidae. Gene Ontology annotation, molecular function: DNA-binding transcription factor activity, RNA polymerase II-specific; RNA polymerase II cis-regulatory region sequence-specific DNA binding. The transcript has 5 exons. The record is from RefSeq and is a predicted model, not a curated record. Gene Ontology annotation, biological process: regulation of transcription by RNA polymerase II. The coding region runs from base 2145 to 3644 and encodes 499 amino acids.